Messenger RNA from Plutella xylostella (diamondback moth), 1248 nucleotides. RefSeq names its product cuticular protein RR-1 motif 17 (gene CPR17). Gene Ontology annotation, cellular component: chitin-based extracellular matrix. NCBI's taxonomy places the organism in Eukaryota, Metazoa, Arthropoda, Insecta, Lepidoptera, Plutellidae. The record is from RefSeq and is a predicted model, not a curated record. Gene Ontology annotation, molecular function: structural constituent of chitin-based larval cuticle.
GCAAUCUGAAUUGGACACAUUCAAGCAUUCAACUUCGACCCGGUCGCACAAACCACCUCAUUUUAAAAAUGAAACUGCUCGUCUUCACCGCUCUAUUCGGCCUGGCCGCGGCCGCGUUCGCGCCCAACAACGCCUACCCAGAGCAGUCCAACCGACCCCAGGCCCAGUACGAGAGGAAUGCUCGCAUCCUCGCCUUGGACUCUGAUGUGAAGGAAGACUCUUUCAGAUACAACUUUGAGACUGAGAACGGAAUCAAGGCUGAGGAGCAGGGACGUGAGGCCGACGGCAUCGAAGCUCAGGGCGGCUUCCAGUACACCGGUGACGAUGGGCAGAUCUACUCCAUCAGCUACGCCGCCGGCCAGGGCGGUUUCCAGCCCCAGGGCGCCCACCUCCCCACCGCCCCGCCCACCCCUGAAGCCAUCCUGAAGGCUCUGGAGCAGAACGCUGCUGAUGAAGCUGCCGGCAUCAUUGAUGAUGGUCAGUACAACCCUGGCAAGUACGGCGACGCCCCCGCCGCAGGCUUCGGAGGCCAGCAGGCCUUCCGCGCGCAAGCAUCCGCUUCCGCCGGCUUCAGGAAGAACUACAAAUACUGAAUACCUCCGUCAACGCCAUCUAGUGGUUGUACCUUGAGAUACUAGCGCAGUGCUUUUUGAUCGUCUACGUUGACCGUGUGGUUCAAGUUAGCUGUUAAUGAUCUUAAAUUUUGUGGUAUAAAAAGACAGAAGACGACUUCAAUGCGGCGGUUUUUUGUUUUUUGAUACUAAGUUGUAAGUUUGCUUGUUAAACACGGUUACAUAGGAGUUGAAAAGGGUUCACUUAUUGCCAGUUUCUAUAGCUCUAUCUACCUAUGAGUAGAAUUACUUUCAUACGAUUUAUGUACUAAAAAGUAACUGCGAUUCUUCGGUAGGUACAGUUAUUGAAACUGCUGGUAAAAAACACAGUAAAGUCAGUUUCGGAUGGGUCUGUUGAAAAUUGUUAAGUUUAGUCAGUGUAGAGGCUCAAAAUGUAUGUUAGUUUUGUAUGAUAAUCAAAAACAUACCUUUUGGAUACAGGGAAAGUAUUUUGUAAUGAAAUUUUGUAGUGCCAUUUCUAUUAAAAGCUCGUAGUACCAUCCGAAGCUAUACAGGAGUGCUAGCAUGUCAAGGUAUCAAUCAUUAGAUAAGUAAUAAUUAUAGUCAUAAAUAUAAUAUGUGUGAGUUUGAUAUUAUUUAUUCUGUGAAUAAAAUUUUACAUUGCUUUUUGUGAAAA